This is a messenger RNA of Dictyostelium discoideum AX4, 999 nucleotides long. RefSeq lists its product as hypothetical. The coding region runs from base 1 to 999 and encodes 332 amino acids. The transcript has a single exon. NCBI's taxonomy places the organism in Eukaryota, Evosea, Eumycetozoa, Dictyosteliales, Dictyosteliaceae. The record is from RefSeq and is a predicted model, not a curated record.
AUGAAGAAAAUGAAAUCAACAACGGUGGUUGAUGAAAAUAAGAAAUUUUUAAAAAAUUGGAUUGAAAUAAAUAGAUUAUUUAAUAAUAAAUUAAAAGUUACAAGAAUAGUAAAUAACAAUUUAAAAGAUGAUUUUGGUAGUAAUUUAAAAAAAAGGAAAUUAACUUGUAAAAGAAAUAAUAAAAAUCUUUUAAAGUUAUAUAAAAGGUUAUCAAAUCAAAAUGAUACCAAUGAUGAAAUAAAUGAAUUUUGUAAUUGUGGUAUCAAUAUAAUAAAUGAAAAAAGUUUUAAACUAUGUUUAUACUUUAUUUAUUCAUGUUUUUAUGUUAUAGAAAAUCUUAAAAUGGUAGUUUUAUUAUCAGAUAAACAACCAAUAAAAUAUAUUAAUCAAAUAGAAAAUCAAAUUUUAGAAUUCAAAGAAAAAACAAAUGAAGUUUUAUUUCAAAUAAAUCAACAAAUUCAAUUUAUUUCAAUUUUUAUAAAUGAAAAUAAUAAUAAUAAUAAUAAUAGUAAUUUAGAUUUUAAUGAAAAUAAUAAUAAUAAUAAUAAUAAUAAUAAUAAUAAUAAUAAUAAUAAUAAUAAUAAUAAUAAUAAUAAUAAUAAUAAUAAUAAUAUUAUUAAUAUAAGUGGUAAUAUAAAUGAUAUUUAUGGUAAUAAAAAAAAGAAAAUUUUAAUUAAAAAUUGUUGUUUUAAAGUUAAAAGGAUUUUACAAAUAAAUUUAAAUUUUUGGUCAAAUUUAAUAAAGGAAAUUACAAUUAUUGAAAAUAAUUUUAAUAAUUUAAAAAUGGAUUUAUCAAAUUUAAUGUAUAUAAAUGAUAUUGGUUUACAUUUAUUAACAAUUGUACAUCAAAAUUAUUAUUCAAUUAAUUAUAGAAUAAAAAAAGAAAUUAAAAAGAAUAAUAUUAUAAAGAGUGAAAUUGGUGAAAAUAAAGAAUUUAAAAGAAUAAUAGUACGUUCUUUCGAAUUAUUUGAACAUUUAAUAAAUAAGGAAAUAAAAUAA